Molecule: messenger RNA, 405 nt
Organism: Fibroporia radiculosa
Lineage: Eukaryota; Fungi; Basidiomycota; Agaricomycetes; Polyporales; Fibroporiaceae
Exons: 6
Coding region: 1-405 (134 amino acids)
Cellular component (GO): intracellular membrane-bounded organelle; endoplasmic reticulum membrane
Molecular function (GO): heme binding
Source: RefSeq, a predicted model, not a curated record
AUGUCAGACUCCAAAAUUAUCACGUUCGAGGAGCUCAAGGCCAACAACACCAAGGACAGUCUUUACGUCUUGAUCCACGAGAAGGUGUACAAUGUCGCAAAAUUCAUUGACGAGCAUCCCGGAGGAGACGAGGUGAUUUUGGCUGAAACCGGCAAAGACGCAACCGAAGCAUUCGAGGACGUCGGCCAUUCCGAUGAGGCGCGUGAAAUCUUGAAGACUCUCUUCGUUGGCGAGUUUGAGAAGAACGGCUCUCUCAAGACUAAGCCUGUCUACGAUAGCAACUCCUCGAGCAGUCACGCCGUCAACGCUGCUGUUCAGCAAGGCUCAAAUAUGAUGUACUUCGUUCCUUUGGCGAUGCUGGGCGCGUACUUUGCGUGGCGGUACUACUCUACUGGCUCGGUAUAG